Messenger RNA from Alnus glutinosa, 2344 nucleotides. RefSeq names its product trihelix transcription factor DF1-like. Lineage: Eukaryota; Viridiplantae; Streptophyta; Magnoliopsida; Fagales; Betulaceae. The record is from RefSeq and is a predicted model, not a curated record. Bases 167 to 1963 code for a protein of 598 amino acids. The transcript is spliced from 2 exons.
CCAUACAACCCUUCUUCAUAAAACCCUCAAAGAAUUCACCAUCUUCUGUUGAUAUUAUUAUUUUUAUUUUUCUUUCUUUCGGCUACUGUAAUUGCUUGAGAGAGAGAGAGAGAGAGAGAGAGAGAAAGAGAUAGAGGGAGAGGGAGAGAGAGAGAGAGAGAGUCCUAUGCUGGGGGACUCAGGCAGCAGUGUGUUGGGGAGCUCCGGAGAUGCGGUGGCGGCCAUGGCAGCGUCUGUGCUAGCUCAGGAGGGCGCGGAGGUUGGCGGCGUUGGAUCAAAUUCAGGUGAAGAAGAUAAGGGUUAUAAUAGGGCUGACGAGGGCGAGCGCAGCUACGGCGGAAACCGGUGGCCUCGACAGGAGACUUUGGCGCUCCUGAAGAUACGCUCCGACAUGGGCGUGGUUUUCAGGGACGCAAGUGUAAAGGGUCCAUUGUGGGAGGAGGUUUCCAGGAAGCUGGCAGAACUUGGUUUUCAUCGUAGCGCCAAGAAAUGCAAGGAGAAAUUCGAGAACGUGUACAAGUACCACAAGAGAACCAAAGAAGGCCGCACGGGGAAAGCCGACGGAAAGACUUAUCGUUUCUUCGAUCAAUUAGAGGCUCUCGAAAGCAAUCCUCCAAUUCAAUCACCGACGCCGCCAAAGCCUCAGCCUCAUCAGACGGCUCCGGUGGCAGUAGUAGCAUCAACGACGACAGUGGCAAUGCAGCCAUUAGCUAACCCUCCAAGACAGCUUCCUCCUCAGAUCACUGUUACAUCCGCAGCGCACACAAUGAAUAUGUCUCAAGGCGCCAUUCAUGUCACGCCGCCGAUAAACCUUACUACAAUCCCUUCGUUUCCACAAGCAAACCCUACAGUUCUCCCACCGCCACCGCCUUUUCCAAACCUUUCAGCGGAUCUUAUAUCCAAUUCCACUUCUUCCUCCACUUCCUCGGACGAAGAGCUGGAUGGCGUGCGGCGGAGGAGGAAGAGGAAAUGGAAGGACUUCUUCGAGAGGCUAAUGAAGGAGGUGGUAGAGAAGCAAGAAGAGCUGCAGAAAAGGUUCUUGGAAGCCAUAGAGAAGCGCGAACGCGAGCGCAUGGUUCGAGAAGAAGCUUGGAGAGUGCAAGAGAUGGCAAGAAUUAAUAGAGAGCGCGAGAUAUUAGCCCAAGAAAGAUCCAUAGCCGCCGCCAAGGACGCCGCAGUGAUGGCAUUCUUGCAGAAAAUAUCGGAACAGCAAAACCCAGGUCAAGUAAUUCAAUAUAGUCUACCGCAGCCACAGGCAGCGAAACCGGCGCCACCACCUCCGGCGGCAAAGCCGGCAUUGCCACCACAACCAGCACCGGUAUCGACCCUGGCGGUGACACUGCCGGCACAACCGGUGACAGGUUUGGAAAUCCAGAAGCUUGAUAAUGGGGAGAAUUUCACGCCGACAGGCUCCUCUCGAUGGCCGAAAGUAGAGGUUCAAGCUUUGAUCAAUCUCAGGACAAAUCUUGAUGCGAAGUAUCAAGACAGCGGGCCUAAAGGGCCUCUGUGGGAGGAGAUCUCGGCGGCAAUGAGAAGGAUUGGAUACAACCGAAGUGCGAAGAGAUGCAAAGAGAAGUGGGAGAACAUCAAUAAGUACUUCAAGAAGGUGAAGGAGAGCAACAAGAAGAGGCCGGAGGAUUCGAAGACGUGUCCGUACUUUCACCAGCUAGAUGCUCUAUACAGAGAGAGGAACAAGUUUGAAAACCCAUCAGCGAAUCAAGUAAAGCCCGAUAACAGCAUGGUUCCAUUGAUGGUGCGGCCGGAGCAGCAAUGGCCUCCCCGGCAAGAGGAGCACCCACGAGACGCGGCAAUGGAAGACGCGGAAAGCGAGCCAAUGGAUCAAAACCAGGAAGAGGACGAUAAGGAUAUUGGAGAUGAUGAUGAGGACGAGGAAGAGGACGAGGGGGGUGAGAAUUAUGAGAUAGUCGCAAGUAAACCUGCUUCAAUGGGUGCAGCUGAGUGAGAGACAUGGCCAAGAAGAAAAAGUUUGAGGAAUGUGGGUUGGGUUGCACGGGUUGUCGGGGCGGGGGAAAGUGGGCCCGGUUCGGCGGUGCGUGGUGAAUUUGGAGACGAGGAACUCGCAAAUAUACGCCAAAAACACAUGGGGGGGGGGGGGGGGGGUUGUAGCAUAUAGUCAGUCGGAUUAUAUGUUUAAUUUAUAGAUUAUUUAUUUUUUCGGUUAAAUUAAAUAAUUUGAGAGAGAAAGAGAGAGGGGUGUUCACUGUUCAGGUUCCACAGAAUAAAUAAAAAACGCGGUAUUGUAUUUUUUUUUUUUUUGGUUUACGUUUCAUGGUUGGUGGUGUAAAUGUGAUCGAGAAAUGGUUAUAAGUGUGUUUUUUUUUUU